Messenger RNA from Nymphaea colorata (pocket water lily), 1084 nucleotides. RefSeq names its product 60S ribosomal protein L10a. Bases 154 to 804 code for a protein of 216 amino acids. Lineage: Eukaryota; Viridiplantae; Streptophyta; Magnoliopsida; Nymphaeales; Nymphaeaceae. The transcript has 5 exons. Gene Ontology annotation, molecular function: structural constituent of ribosome; RNA binding. Gene Ontology annotation, biological process: translation. The record is from RefSeq and is a predicted model, not a curated record. Gene Ontology annotation, cellular component: large ribosomal subunit.
UAUGUAGAAUUUCCUUAUAUCCUGUUUCUGACCUUCUAGGGUUUUAGACCUAAUCGCCUCCGCUUCGUUGCUUCUUUCCCCGUCCCCUCCCUCCCCACUCUCUCCCCGAUCCAUCGGGUUCCGCCGGCUUGAAGACACAGCUGAGAAGCUGGGAUGAGUAAGCUCCAGAGUGAUGCGUUGAGGGAAGCUAUCACUCAGGUCGUUGGUGAGGCAAAAGAGAAAAAGCGGAAGUUCACUGAGACAAUUGAGCUUCAAAUUGGCUUGAAAAACUAUGAUCCGCAGAAGGACAAACGUUUCAGUGGCUCUGUGAAAUUACCUCACAUUCCCCGUCCAAAAAUGAAAGUUUGCAUGCUUGGAGAUGCUCAGCAUGUGGAAGAGGCCGAGAAGAUCGGACUGGAUUACAUGGAUGUUGAAGGUUUGAAGAAAAUGAACAAGAACAAGAAGCUGGUAAAAAAGCUUGCUAAGAAGUACCAUGCUUUUCUUGCAUCUGAAGCUGUCAUCAAGCAGAUUCCAAGGCUUCUUGGUCCAGGACUUAACAAGGCUGGAAAGUUUCCAACGCUUGUUACACAUCAGGAGUCUCUGGAGGCAAAAGUAAAUGAAACCAAAGCUAUGGUCAAGUUCCAACUUAAGAAGGUCCUCUGCAUGGGAGUUGCUGUUGGAAAUUGUGCCAUGGAGGAGAAGCAGAUUAUUCAGAAUGUGCAACUGAGUGUCAACUUCCUCGUAUCACUCUUGAAGAAAAAUUGGCAAAACGUGAGAUGCCUGUACCUGAAGAGUACGAUGGGAAGGGCGAUAAGAGUUUUCUGAGUUUGGCAUAUCUGGUUUUACCUGGUUCUUGCAGUUCCCGAGUUACUCGUAGUGAGGCACAGAACUUGCAUUUGCACUCUCUACCCAUUUUCGUGUUCCACAAGUGAUAGGGCCAAUCUGUCUUUUCUUGUCUAUUUAAAUAGUUUUGCUUCGAGACAUGACAUUCAGCAGAGUUGUUCUUUUUAAACUCGUCGGACAAGGCAUGAUAUGUGCAAAUACAGAUAUUGCUAGAGAUUGGAGUUUUGGAGUAAAUCUUAGGUACAUCUUGCCCUUCUCUUCA